This is a messenger RNA of Thamnophis sirtalis, 2462 nucleotides long. Lineage: Eukaryota; Metazoa; Chordata; Lepidosauria; Squamata; Natricidae. The record is from RefSeq and is a predicted model, not a curated record.
AAGCACCCACAACAUCGGAAGGCAAGCUGUUCCAUUGGUUUGAUUGUUCUCGCUGUCAGAAAAUUUCUCCUUGGGCAUCGGGUAUUUCCCGUUCGCACUAUCUCGACCUAUUUAAAAGUUCCCGUUUCGCUUUCUGGACGUGUAAUAAUAAACGUGAAUAAACCCCAGAUUUGAUAAAGAUCGCGACCGGCAGCAUCAUUCCUCUGCGUUAAACCAAAUCGAGGCAGUGGAAGCAGGGAGAAGGGAGCCGUCUCCUUAUCAUUGCGGACCUGUCUCUGCAGCUGGUCUCCCCUUCCAAUCGGGGCCAUUGGCGACCGGAUCCCUCCCGCGUUUCGACCGGAGCUAGUUCAGCUUCCUCCGCGGCCAGCGGAGAUGAAAGAGGGGUGCAGGCUGUCUGUCCUUUCCUUACCGCUGGGCCGGCCUGGCAUUCUCCCCAGAGAGGCGUGUUGCUAUUGCUGCGCCGUAAAAAGCUGAACUCACCCGGCAGGAGGGGCGGGAAGGGAAGCAGCGACGCUCCCUGACGACCUCUGGCUUGUCCAGGCUUGUUUUGCUUGCCUAUCCGGUGCCGGCGUUUGGCUCCUCCGGUGGGACCUCCGGGCAACGAGGAGACUCCCCACGCCCUUCCCUCCCGGUGAGUUUGCACUCCAAGCAAGGAGAAGGUAGCAAUUAAGAUUGGACAAAAACCAUGCCUCCAAAGCGUAAAGCAGCUGCCCAAACUCGGGUUGCCAUCAAGGGCAAGAAGGUUAAAAAGGAACCAGAGCUGAAACCUGAACCAGAGGAAGACAAUUUCCUGUCCACUGUGGCAGCACUGAAAGCAGCUCCCAAGGAGAAGUCCAAGGCCAAAAUUGAUACUGCCUGUCAGCUGAGUUAUGACGAUGGUGCCCAGAUUUAUGAAGACUACGAUUGUAUGUUGAACCAAACCAACAUUGGCCAGAACAACAACAAGUUCUAUAUCAUCCAGCUGAUAGAGCAAAAUGGGAAAUACAGUUGCUGGAACCGCUGGGGCCGUGUAGGGGAAGUAGGGCAAUGUAAACUCAGCAGUUGUCCAACCUUAGAAGCUGCCAUAAAUGCUUUUGAGAAGAAAUUUCAAGAGAAGACAAAGAAUAAAUGGACUAAUCGAGAAAAUUUUAUUGCUCAUAAUGGCAAGUAUACUCUCAUUGAAGUACAACAUGAAGAUAAAGAGGAACAAGAGGUAACAGUAAAGGUGGAUGAUGUGGAUGGAAUGAAGUCAUUUAAACAAAAGAUACUGCCUUGCACUUUGGACAAGCACACCCAGAAUCUUAUGAGACUCAUAUUCAGCAAUGACAUGUUUAAAGAAGCCAUGCAGACCAUGAAUAUAGGUCCUGGCAGAUAUUGAAGUGGCCCAGAGUCUACAAGCCCAAAAGAAGGAGGAGGAGGAAGAGGAAGAGAAGGAAAGGGUGAAAGAAGUUCUGCAUCCGCUGGACAAGGACUACGGGCUUUUGAAAUGUGAGCUCACCUUAGUGGAUCCAUCAUCUGAGGACUAUAAGCUGAUUGAAACCUACGUGAAGAACACGGGUAGCACUUACCGAAAGCUUCGUAUCAUGAAUAUUUGGAAGGUGAACAGAGAGGGUGAGAGCCAACGUUUUAAGACUCAUGACCACUUGGGAAAUCGGCGUCUACUCUGGCAUGGGACCAACAUAGCUGUCGUUGCUGCCAUCCUGAAGAGUGGCUUGCGCAUCAUGCCCCAUUCUGGUGGUCGUGUUGGCAAGGGAAUUUAUUUUGCUUCUGAGAAUAGUAAAUCAGCAGGCUACGUGGGCACCACCUCCAACCAGGAGGGAAUCAUGUUCCUGAAUGAAGUGGCCCUGGGCAAGGUACAUUACAUCACUCAAGAUGACUGUUCAUUGUGCAAGCCCCCGGUGGGUUACGAUAGUGUCCAGGCUUGUGGCACUACCGAACCUGACCCUGCAUAUGAUAAAGAGCUUAUCCUGGAUGGGAAAAAAGUGCUGAUACCACAAGGAAAUCCCAUUGUUAUGACUAAGUACCAAAACAGCCACUUCAGUCAGAGUGAGUACUUGAUCUAUCAGGAGAAUCAAUGUCGCAUCCGCUACCUGAUCCAGCUCCAUUUUUGAGGCUUUUCUUGGGCUGCUUUUUCUGCUGGACUACCCAUUUGCUGGCUCUCAUCUUUCCAGUGCUACUAUCUUACAAACCUACCUUGAAUUGGUCAGUUAUAUUGACCCGUUCUCCAUCCAGAGUUCAUUCAGUAAUCAUGGCUCCUAGUUCUGUAGAGAAGAAUGUGAUGUGACUACCUUAUUUUGAAUAAUAUGGUGACUUCCAUAAGGCAGAUUAGGACUUUGUUGAUGUCCACGAAAACAGAUGAAAUCAUUGCCAGAUUGCUGCUAUAAAAGGUAUCACGACAAGGGCUAAUGACUUUUGGAAAUCUCUUGGAUCUGAAUAGUCUGAAAAUAAAAGAAACACUAUUAAAUCGAGUCAGUGUCAUCCUU